Opisthorchis viverrini is the source of this 1401-nucleotide messenger RNA. RefSeq lists its product as hypothetical. The coding region runs from base 1 to 1338 and encodes 445 amino acids. Lineage: Eukaryota; Metazoa; Platyhelminthes; Trematoda; Opisthorchiida; Opisthorchiidae. The transcript has 12 exons. The record is from RefSeq and is a predicted model, not a curated record.
AUGUUUGACCGAAGGCUUGCACUGGAAACCUAUGGGGAUGGUCACUCACUGCGGAUCGCCGUUCCCUCCCGUGAAAAUCCGUUUUUUCUAUGGAGGACCAUCCGGUAUUACAUUUCAACUCUUACCUUCAAGAAAAUUUUCCUCCCCAAAGGCUAUCCGAAUAGUGUGAGUCCAGAUUAUUUGGAAUAUCAAAUAUGGGACACUGUGCAGGCUCUGGCUAGCAGUGUUACGGGCGCCCUAGCAGCGCAAUCCGUCCUCAUCGGCGUUGGUGUAGGUGAUGUUAAGGCAACCAUCCUUGGAGCCAGCCUGUCCUGGAUGUUGAAGGAUGGAUCGGGUAUGAUCGGCAAAAUAGUUUUUGUCGGUUGGCAAGGACUGUUGGCAGAUAUCAUCAACGAUUGUGCGCUCUUUCUUGAGUUAGCGUCUUCGUUUUUCCCGUCAGUAUUUACGUUUAUCAUCUGCGUGGCCAACCUAUGUAAGUCAGUUGUAAGUGUUGCGGGAGGAGCAACUCGUGCGGCCGUCACUCUUCAUCAGGCCUUGGAUAACAACGUAGCUGACGUCGCGGCAAAGGAUGGUAGUCAGGAAACGUUGUCAAAUCUGCUGGCUUUGUUCUUCAAUCUCUCGGUGGUGUAUUUUGUAACUGGUAAUUGGAGUGUUAUUUGGACUGGAUUUAUCAUCCUGACCUUUAUUCAUGUGUACGCCAACUAUCGGGCUGUUCAAUGUCUUAGGUUAUCCACCUUCAAUCGCAACCGUUUCCAUAUCGCAGUCCAACAAUGGCUGAGACAACGACUGUUUCACGGCCCAAGCGUUUCAGAGUCCACGGCAAUCCCGUUCCCAUCCAUCGAAUGGGUAAAUUCACGAGAACCCAUCUUGUUUCCUGCUAGCAACGCGCGUAUUCAUCUUGGUUGUUCCCUGCAAACACUUCCCAAUAAAGAGCAGUACAACUUGAAGGAUUUGAUCAAUGUGUUUUCUCAAGAGAAAUAUUUGCUCUACUGCCCCAACUGGCGGGCAACAUCACAUUCACCAAACUCUUCACCGUUAACGAUUCACAUCGUUCUGGUCCAUGGUUGUCAGCUCAUGGAUCAACUGAUGUCCAUGUUGCAUGCUGAGUUGUUGGUGUUCUUGAAUAAACUUCCCCUUAAUUUUUACCCGACUGAAGAAGUCAAGAAAAUUAGACAAUCAAAAACAGUAACGGAAUUUUCCCAAAUGACCUUGGAAUGGACAAAGCUGUUGUCGGGAAAAUUAAUACAGGACAUAUCUACCUCUCCAGCUCCACGGUGGAAUUUGGAUUCCCUACAUUUUUCUGCUGACGAGUGGCGUUGCACAUGGACUGUUACUUGACGUUCAGUUUUACCUUGAUUUCACGCUGUUACUUCCUCACAUAGGUGCCUGAACAACAUUAAU